Molecule: messenger RNA, 8993 nt
Organism: Anolis sagrei ordinatus
Lineage: Eukaryota; Metazoa; Chordata; Lepidosauria; Squamata; Anolidae
Source: RefSeq, a predicted model, not a curated record
GCUCCCUUCCUGCCUGCUUGCCUGCUUGCCCAGCAUGGCCGGAGGAGAGGCCACCGGGGCCGGAGGAGGGGGCUGAGACCCCCAACAGAUCCCGGCAUGGCCCGCUGGAUCCCCACCAAGCGGGAGAAGUACGGCGUCGCCAUCUACAACUAUGACGCUGCCCAAGAUGUGGAGCUUUCUCUGCAGGUUGGCGACACAGUUCACAUUCUGGAGAUGUAUGAAGAUUGGUACAGAGGAUAUACGCUCCGGAACAAAUCCAAAAAGGGCAUCUUCCCAUCAACAUACAUCCAUUUGAAAGAGGCAACCGUGCAAGAUGGCGGGCAACACGAAACAGUCAUUCCAAAUGAGCUCCCUUUGGUGCAGGAACUCACCUCUACGCUAUGGGAAUGGGCAGUUAUUUGGCACAGGCUCUAUGUGGAGAACAAGAAGACACUCUUCCGCCAUGUGCAGCAGAUGACCUAUGGCCUGAUUGAAUGGCGGUCCCAGAUCCUCUCCGGAACGCUUCCCAAAGAUGAACUGGCUGAGCUCAAGAAGAAAGUCACAGCCAAAAUCGACUAUGGCAACAGGAUAUUGGGGUUGGAUUUGGUAGUGAGAGAUGAUAACGGGAACAUUCUGGAUCCGGAUGCCACCAGCACGAUAGCGCUCUUUAGGGCACACGAGACAGCCUCCAAAAGAAUCGAGGAAAGGAUCCAAGAAGAAAAGUCUCUUCAGCAGAACGUAGACCUGCGGGGACAGUCUAUCUUCAACACUACUCACACGUACAGCCUGUAUGUCAACUUCAAGAAUUUCGUCUGCAAUAUCGGUGAGGAUGCGGAGCUGCUUAUGAGCCUCUAUGAUCCUGACCAAUCCAAGUUCAUUAGUGAAAACUACCUGAUUCGUUGGGGAAGUAAUGGAAUGCCAAAGGAAAUUGAAAAACUCAACAACCUUCAAGCUGUCUUUACGGACCUUAGCAGUUCUGACCUGAUCCGACCUCGAAUUAGCCUGGUGUGUCAGAUUGUGAGAGUGGGUCACAUGGAGCUGAAAGAGGGCAAGAAGCACACCUUUGGCCUCCGGAGACCCUUCGGAGUAGCAGUGAUGGACAUCACAGAUAUCAUUCAUGGGAAGGUGGAUGAUGAAGAUAAACAACAUUUUAUUCCCUUUCAGCAGAUUGCCAUGGAGACAUACAUCAGGCAGCGGCAAUUAAUCAUGGCGCCUUUAAUAACUUCCCACGUGAUUGGAGAGAAUGAACCUCUCACGUCUGUCUUCAACAAAGUCAUCGCUGCCAAGGAAGUGAAUCACAAAGGGCAAGGCCUUUGGGUUUCUUUGAAGCUUCUACCUGGGGAUUUAGCCCAGGUUCAGAAGGACUUUUCUCAUCUUGUUGACAGAUCAACAGCAGUGGCACGAAAAAUGGGAUUCCCAGAGAUUAUUCUGCCCGGUGAGGUUCGAAAUGAUAUUUACAUCACUUUGAUGAACGGAGAGUUUGACAAAGGGAAAAAGAAGACACCCAAGAAUGUAGAGGUCACCAUGUCUGUUCAUGAUGAAGAUGGCAAUCUCUUAGAGAAAGCUAUCCAUCCAGGUGCUGGUUAUGAAGGUAUCUCAGAAUACAAGUCAGUUGUCUACUAUCAAGUCAAGCAGCCUUGUUGGUACGAAACUGUAAAGGUGUCCAUUGAAAUAAAAGAAGUUGGACACUACCACUUAAGAUUUACUUUCCGCCAUCGAUCGUCACAGGAAUCAAGAGAUAAAUCUGAAAAGGCUUUUGGAAUGUCAUUUGUGAAGCUGAUGAAUGCAGAUGGCACCACUCUGCGGGACGGCAAGCAUCAUUUAAUAGUCUACAAGGGUGAGAACAAGAAAAUGGAAGAUGCCAAGUUUUAUUUGACACUUCCUAGCACCAAAGUGGAAAUGGAGGACAGGGAUGGUCUGCUCGCCAAACAUCCAGCGACUAACAUUACUGCAUCCAAAGAAAGUACUAAGGAUAGUUUCCAGAUUGCAACCCUCAUCUGUUCUACAAAGCUGACACAAAAUGUUGACCUGCUGGGUUUGCUGAACUGGCGCUCAAAUUCCCAGAACAUUGGCCACAAUCUGAAGAAGCUCAUGGAGGUAGAAGGAGGAGAAAUUGUCAAGUUCUUGCAAGAUACACUGGAUGCACUUUUCAGCAUAAUGAUGGAAAUGUCUGACAACGAAUCCUAUGAUUUCCUUGUCUUUGAUGCACUGGUAUUUAUUAUUUCCCUGAUUGGAGAUAUCAAGUUUCAGCAUUUCAAUCCUGUACUGGAAACGUAUAUUUACAAGCACUUUAGUGCCACAUUGGCUUAUUUAAAACUCACCAAGGUUCUGAACUAUUAUGUUGGAAAUGCGGAUGAUUCCAGCAAGACAGAAUUACUCUUUGCUGCUCUAAAAGCAUUGAAAUAUCUCUUCCGGUUCAUCGUUCAAUCAAGGGUGCUUUAUCUGGGAUUUUACGGUAAAAGUGAAGAUGGCGAUGAGUUUAACAAUGCCAUCCGCAAGCUUUUCCUCUCCUUUAACGUCCUCAUGGACCGGCCACUGGAGGAGGCUGUUAAGAUCAAGGGUGCUGCUUUGAAAUAUUUGCCAAGCAUAAUCAAUGAUGUCAAACUGGUUUUUGAUCCUGUGGAGCUCAGUGUCCUGUUCAGCAAAUUCAUCCAAAGCAUCCCUGAUAACCAACUCGUCCGUCAGAAACUCAACUGCAUGACCAAGGUUGUGGACAGCGAUCUGUUCCAUCAAGCUGAGUGCCGUGAUGUUCUGUUACCGCUCUUUGUAGACCAGUUAAGUGGGCAGCUGGAUGAUAAUUUCAACAAGCCUGACCAUGAAGCCUGUUCACAGCUGCUUAGCAAUAUCCUGGAGGUUUUGGAUCGUAAGGAAGUGGGCCCUACCGCCGCUCACAUCCAGCUCAUCAUGGACCGCCUGCUGAGAAGAAUAAACCGGACAGUGAUUGGAAUGAGCAGACAGUCCCCACAUAUCGGUAGUUUUGUUGCCUGCAUGAUGGCCAUCUUGAAACAAAUGGACGAUGCUCAUUACAACCACUACAUCAGCACUUUCAAAACAAGACAAGAUCUUAUCGAUUUCCUGAUGGAAACCUUCAUUAUGUUCAAAGACCUGAUUGGGAAGAAUGUCUAUGCAAGUGAUUGGAUGGUCAUGAACAUGAUGCAGAGCAGGAUUUUCCUUCGUGCCAUCAACCAAUACACUUCUGUGCUCAACCGGUACUUUUUGGACCAGGCAAGCUUUGAACUGCAGCUCUGGAACAACUACUUCCACUUGGCAGUCGCCUUUCUCACGCAUGGCUCCCUCCAGUUGGAGACCUUCUCCCAGGCAAAACGGAACAAGAUAGUCAAGAAAUAUGGGGACAUGAGGAAGGACAUUGGCUUCAAGAUCAGGGACAUGUGGUACAACCUUGGGCCUCACAAGAUCAAGUUCAUCCCUUCCAUGGUAGGACCGAUCCUGGAGGUGACCUUGACGCCAGAGCCUGAAUUGCGCAAGGCAACCAUCCCUAUCUUUUUUGACAUGAUGCAGUGUGAAUUCACCUUCAGUGGCAACAGGAAUUUCCACAUGUUUGAAGAUGAGCUAAUAACUAAGCUGGAUCAAGAAGUUGAAGGUGGCCGAGGGGAUGAACAAUACAAGAUUUUGCUGGAGAAACUGUAAAAUUUUUAUAAAGAAAAGAAGAGAGAGGACAUAUACAUUAGGUAUUUGUAUAAACUCCGGGACCUGCAUACAGCCUCUGAAAAUUUUACCGAGGCAGCAUACACACUUCUUCUUCAUGCAGAAUUACUCCAGUGGUCUGAUAAGGCGUGCGCUCCACAUCUGCUCCAGAGGGACAGCUACUAUGUCUACUCACAGCUGGAGCUCAAGGAGAAGCUCUAUGAAGAAAUCAUUGCGUUCUUCAACAAAGGCAAGAUGUGGGAGAAAGCCAUCCAACUGAGCAAGGAACUAGCCGAGAUGUAUGAGAACAAAGUUUUUGAUUAUGAGAGGCUUGGCAAUCUCUUGAAAAAGCGAGCCACAUUCUAUGAGAACAUCAUGAAGGCCAUGCGACCUCAACCAGAGUAUUUUGCCGUUGGGUAUUUUGGACAAGGAUUCCCCUCUUUCCUCCGUAACAAGAUCUUCAUCUACCGUGGGAAGGAAUAUGAAAGGAGGGAAGAUUUCAAUCUGAAGCUACUAACCCAGUUCCCAAAUGCCGAGAAGCUGAGCAGUACCGCUCCACCAACAGAAGAAAUCAAAGCCUCACUUAAGCAGUACGUACAGUGCUUCAUCGUUAAACCUGUAAUGACCCUCCCACCAAACCUCAAGGACAAGCCUGUUCCAGAGCAGAUUCUCAACUUCUAUAGGGCCAAUGAAGUGCAACAAUUCCAAUAUUCCCGCCCCUUCAGGAAAGGAGAAAAAGAUCCAGAGAAUGAAUUUGCAACAAUGUGGAUCGAGAGGACCACGUACACAACUGCCUAUUCAUUCCCAGGAAUUCUCAAAUGGUUUGAGGUGAAACAAGUUUCAGUGGAGGAAAUCAGCCCUUUGGAGAAUGCCAUCGAAACCAUGGAGUUGACCAACGAGAAGAUCAGCAACUGUGUGCAGCAGCACGCCUGGGAUCGGAGCCUGCCCGUGCACCCGCUUUCCAUGCUGUUGAAUGGCAUUGUAGAUCCAGCUGUUAUGGGAGGAUACAACAACUAUGAGAAGGCCUUUUUCACAGAUAAAUAUAUUCAAGAACACCCCGAAGAUCAAGAAAAGAUCGAACAGCUCAAGCAACUCAUUGCUCUACAGAUGCCUUUGUUGGCUGAAGGGAUCCGGAUUCAUGGGAAGAGAUUGACAGAACAACUGAAGCCUCUUCACGACCGCCUGACCUCUUGUUUCAAGGAGCUGAGGGAAAAAGUGGAGAAGCUCUACGGCGUGGUAACCCUACCGUCUUCACUGAUCGAGAGAAAACAGAGCAGGUCUGGGCUGGUGGUUUUGCCGUACAUCAUGUCCUCCACUUUGAGGAGACUCUCCGUUGCCUCGGUGACUUCCUCUGUUGGAUCCACAUCGUCUACCUCUUCAGACAGUACUUCCUCCAGACCAGGGUCAGAUGGGUCCAUCCUUGAACCCCUUGUGGAAAGGAGGAGUUCAGCAUCCUCCAGGAUGGAUGAUCUCUUUACCAAAGAGGAUGGUGAAAACCAGACGAGUAAAUUCAGGCGGAAGAACUGGAGCCUCAGCAAAUCUCAGGUUAUGGCGGAGAAGGAGUCCGAAACAGAAUUGACGUCCAAAAUGAACACAUCAGGAAAGACACUGAGGCCAAAGAGUCUCCAGCUGGGAGAGAGCAGGCUGACGCUUCUUCAGGGCUCUUUGCUCCAACAAACCAUCCCUCUCAGCCCACCGCCCAUCACUCCCAAAACGCCAAGAACCCAAAGUUUCCCUUCUUUGCAAACAGAAGGAUUAGCCACCAUUCUUUCGCAGAGCACUCCGCCCCCACCUCCGCCCAAAUCCAAACCCUACGAGAAUAGCAACUCUAGGAACUCUGCAGAGGUUGCUCCACCUUUGCCCACCAGGCGGGAAGUCAAGCCUCCUCCUCCUCCUCCCAAAGCAAGGAAGUCCAGUGUCGUUUCUUCAGAUUCGGGGUUGCAAUGACAACUUCACAAUGACCAGCUCCUCCCCUUGGACCUCUUCUGUUGUCCUGCUUCCCACGGAUAUCUUCCUCCCUGGAUUUCCUUAUUAUUUCCUGCUGCUGCACAGACGAACAGUUUCCUCCAGAUGUUCUCUUGGGCCGAGACCAAAACAAGCCAUCUAAACUAUUAGCGGUGCUUCUGAACUUAAGUUUCCUGGUUGCAAGCCAAGAUAACAGGUCCUUCUGGCCUUCUCCCAGAACUAUCAAUCUGCAUGGUCAUCUGUCUGGAAUAAUACCAAGAGUUUCUCGUUCGACGCCCAUUGGAACAACAUCACUCAAGUUUUUCUCCUUAGAGAAGUCUCUCAAUAGUUAAAAUUGGCCUUGCCCUUUAAACAGUGGUCUGCACCACGCUGUGAAAGGUGGCCAUGAAUUAAUAUGAAUGGUUCAUUUCUUCCCAACUGCGGAAAAGAAAAAAAGAGUAUGGAAAAAAGACAACACACAAAUCCACAACACAUAGAUUCUUAGAGUUGGAAGGGUUGGUAGAGCCAUCCAGUCCAACUCCCUGCCAAGAAGCAGGAAAAACACAUUCAAAGCACCCCUGAUAGAUGGCCAUCCAGCCUCUGCUUAAAAGCCUCCAAAGAAGGAGCCUCCACCACACUCGGGGGCAGAGAGUUCCACUGAACAGCUCUCACAGUCAGGAAGUGGUAGAGCCAUCCAGUCCAACUCCCUACCAAGAAGCAGUAAAAUCACAUUCAAAGCACCCCUGACAGAGGGCCAUCCAUCCUCUUCUUAAAAGCCUCCAAAGAAGGAGCCUCCACCACACUCCGAGGCAGAGAGUUCCACUGCUGAACAGCUCUCACAGUCAGGAAGUAGUAGAGCCAUCCAGUCCAACUCCCUGCGAAGAAGCAGGGAAGUCACAUUCAAAGCACCCCUGACAGAUGGCUAUCCAGUCUUUGCUUAAAAACCUCCAAAGAAGGAGCCUCCACCACACUCCAGGGCAGAGAGUUCCACUGCUGAACAGCUCUCACAGCUAGGAAGUGGUGGAGCCAUCCAGUCCAACUCCCUACCAAGAAUAGGGAAGUCACAUUCAAAGCACCCCUGACAGAUGGCCAUCCAGCCUCUGCUUAAAAGCCUCCAAAGAAGGAGCCUCCACCACACUCGGGGGCAGAGAGUUCCACUGCUGAACAGCUCUCACAGUCAGGAAGUGGUAGAGCCAUCCAGUCCAACUCCCUACCAAGAAGCAGUAAAAUCACAUUCAAAGCACCCCUGACAGAUGACCAUCCGGCCUCUGCUUAAAAGCCUCCAAAGAAGGAGCCUCCACCACACUCGGGGGCAGAGAGUUCCACUGCUGAACAGCUCUCACAGUCAGGAAGUGGUAGAGCCAUCCAGUCCAACUCCCUACCAAGAAGCAGUAAAAUCACAUUCAAAGCACCCCUGACAGAUGGCCGUCCAGCCUCUGCUUAAAAGCCUCCAAAGAAGGAGCCUCCACCACACUCUGAGGCAGAGAGUUCCACUGCUGAACAGCUCUCACAGUCAGGAAGUGCUGGAGCCAUCCAGUCCAACUCCCUACCAAGAAGCAGUAAAAUCACAUUCAAAGCACCCCUGACAGAUGGCCGUCCAGCCUCUGCUUAAAAGCCUCCAAAGAAGGAGCCUCCACCAUGCGCCGGGGUAGAGAGUUCCACUAUUGAACAGCUCUCACAGUCAGGAAGUGGUAGAGCCAUCCAGUCCAACUUCCUAUUCACAUUCAAAGCACUCCCGACAGAUGGCCAUCUAGCCUUUGCUUAAAAGCCUCCAAAGAAGGAGCCCUCCACCACACUCUGAGGCAGAGCGUUCCACUGCUGAACAGCUCUCACAGUCAGGAAGUGGUGAAGCCAUCCAGUCCAACUUCCUACCAAGAAGCAGGGAAAUCACAUUCAAAGCACCCCUGACAGAUGGCCAUCCAGCCUUUGGUUAAAAGCCUCCAAAGAAGAAGCCUAUACAACACUCUGGUGCAGAGAGUUCCACUGCUGAACAGCUCUCACAGUCAGGAAGAGGUAGAACCAUCCAGUCCAACUCCCUAUCAAAAAGCAGGGAAAUCACAUUCAAAGCACCCCUGACAGAUGGCCGUCCAGCCUCUGCUUAAAAGCCUCCAAAGAAGGAGCCUCCACCACACUCUGAGGCACAGAGUUCCACUGCUGAACAGCUCUCACAGUCACUUUGACAAUUCCUAUCACUUCUGGACUUAAAAUGAAAUCGCCCUCCAUCUGCACCAGCCAAAUUCAGUCCUACCACUGCUUCCACUAGAAGAGGACCAUGUUAUACCCACCUGAAGGAUGAUGUGGUCCAUUAUCUCAGACCAAAGAAAUUGAGUUCCGGUUUAGCCUAGGGAUUCAAAUCUAGGCUUAUGUAGACUUAGAGACUUGGAGCCUUCAUCCUGGAUAAACAAGUCCCUCUGUCUGUUUUGAUUUCUCCCAUUUCUUAAAAAAAAUAAUAAUCACAAGUUAUUUCUCUCCUGAUUAUUUUUUUUUUAAUUGAAAGAAUGACUUUACUUUCCUUGUUUUUGGAGAUUUUGGACCUUGAACUGGUAAAUUCUUGGUGGAUGAACUACCAUGGACUGCACGUUUUAGGUACGGAAGGGUUGCCUUAUUAUGCGGAGUCAAAGCCGAAAUAUAUAAUUUUUAUAUAAUAAUAACACUUUAUUUAUAUUCCGCCCUAUCUCCCCAAGCAAACUUUCAGUGCCAUUUUGGAUAGACAGGACAGAGACAGACAGACAGAAAGAACAGAACGGAAAGGAGGGACGUUGCGUCUACGUCCAGCUUUUUGGCACCUUUGGAGGUUGUGCUCGAAUCCAGCCACAGGAGGGUGCUGUUGCUCCAUCCUCUAUGACAAAAAGCCAUCAAGAUUUCCUCCUUCCUUUUUUGUCGCUGGGCAUUUUCUGAUCUUUUUUCUUGAUGGUGUUGUAAAAUACCUCCCCUGCUUAUUUUAACGGUACCUUACAACUCAAGCUGUUUUUUGAACUGCUUAGGUCAACAGUAAGCUGGGCUGACAGUCGGGAGCUCAUGCCAACCUGGAGCUUCGUACUGACAACCUUCCAGUUAGUAUAUCUUAUCAUUGCUGGAGAUUUACCAGCCCAUCUUUCAGUCUUUGUCUGCCUAACUUCUCCAGAUCUUAAAAAUGUUGCUUUUUGGAGUAUAGCUUGAAAAGUUGUAGAGAUUUCUGGCAGUUGUUGUCCAAAAGAAGUAUUUAUUUCAAGCUCUGCUUUUGUUUGCAGCCAUAACUACUGAUCACAGCAAAUCUUCAUCAGAAGGUUUGGAUUCAGGUAUUACUCCUGGACAGGCCUUGACAAGUCCAAGCAACUUUGCUAGUGAGAAACCUAUUGCUUCGCUUUGCCAAGAAAUUGAUUGUUUCCUCAGAAGAUGUCUGAUACCUGUUGAUGGAGAAAAGGACAAUAUCUUCAGAGUUGAAU